CGUCAACCAUCAGUGACGUCAUCUCACAACCAAUUCGUUCCGAUAGUUAUCAACAGCAGACGACAGCACUUUUCUCCGUUUAGCGCUGAUUCCUGUAUUACAUUAGGGGCCACAUUAAAGUGACAAGGGCCACAUUGAAACUACAGGGGCCACAUUGAAGCUACUGGGGCCACAUUUAAACUACUGGGGCCACAUUGAAACUACUGGGGCCACAUUGAAGCAACAGGGCCAACUUGAAGCUACAGGGGCCAAUUUGAAGUUACAGGGGAAAAUUUGAAGCAUUGAAGCUACAGAGGCCACAUAGAAGCUAUAAGGGCCACAUAGAAGCUAUAAGGGCCACAUAGAAGCUAUAAGGGCCACAUAGAAGCUAUAAGGGCCACAUAGAAGCUAUAAGGGCCACAUUGAGACUACAGGCACAGCUCAGUGAUGGUUCUCAGAUUCAACCCUCUAGAUGGCACCGCCCAUCAGGAGACGACGCCUCACACGGCGCCGGCCCUCAAGUACCUGUGCCGCCAGGCCAUAGUCAGCCGCAUUGGCAUGCAAAACUUGGAAAAGGUGAACACUCUACCGUUGCCCCAAAGGCUAAAUGCAGAGAUUGCUACGAUCACACUGAAUGACUUCCUGAUAGAAGGGGACAACUUGCCGCCAAGAUCUCACCGUACUAAGCUAUAUCCUGCAACAUGUUUACUCACAGGCGAGAUGGUCAACAUUAGGAUUGCGCAAUCAGCUCCAGAAAGGCAAGAUGACAAUAUAGUCACCAGCUUUCAGGAAGGCAACAAGUGGGUGAUAGUAGAAACACAGAUCAAAUCUCUGGCUGAUCUUAUUUCUGAAUGCAGAUCGAAAGGAACAAAAAUCGAUGUAAUCAUCAUAUGGCGAGCCAUAGCGAAGCUUAUUUCGCAUCUCAAAGAUAACAACACUGCUCCAACUGCCCAUUUAUCAACGGACUCAAUAAAAUUCACAAAGGGAACGCAAAAGAUUCACAUUUGUCUGGACUCUGUAAACGAAAUGCUCGUGGACCCCAUCUCAAAUGCUACAUAUGAGGCACCAGAGGUUUUCAGCAGUCCAAAUCCUGAUGCCAGGGCCUUUGUGUGGUCUAUAGGAUGUAUUGUGUACGAAGCCUUGGCCCUGGCACCAGCAUACUAUGACCCCACUGGCAGAAACCCAUUUUCUGUGUUUCAGAACAUUUUGAAUGGAGUUUUUGUAGCCCCUAUGCCAGCUUCAGCUGAUAAGGAGUUGCGCAAUCUUGUAUCAAAGUGUUUGGUAUUCGGUAGGCAUGACAGAAUGACUUUUGAGGCACUUGAGAUCCUUGUCAAUGCCCAUAGUGUGGUUUAAAUACUGAGCUUACAUUUCUGGCAAUCAAAAGUGUAUUUUACAUUAAUUUUUAAUGUUUUAUCUUAUUUAUUUACAAUUUUACAUUAUAAAUAACAUUUAAUUCAAUGUCGCUUGAAUACCUUCAGCUUACAACUACUGUUUAUUUUGACUACUUUGCAUUCUAAGUCUAAUCCGUUUUAUCAAUCUGCAUUACAAGGUUUUAUAUUAUUUUUAAUAAACUUAAAUAUUGUA
Messenger RNA from Dreissena polymorpha, 1563 nucleotides. Its product is annotated as serine/threonine-protein kinase Nek6-like. The transcript is spliced from 4 exons. Gene Ontology annotation, biological process: protein phosphorylation. Gene Ontology annotation, molecular function: protein kinase activity; ATP binding. NCBI's taxonomy places the organism in Eukaryota, Metazoa, Mollusca, Bivalvia, Myida, Dreissenidae. The coding region runs from base 427 to 1332 and encodes 301 amino acids. The record is from RefSeq and is a predicted model, not a curated record.